ACAAAAGGAGGCGCCGGAGGGGCGCAGCGGCUGGCGGCGGGACAGAGCAGCAGGGGCUCGGGGCUGCCGGCUGGGCGGCCGCGCGCGGCGGGCCCAGGGAGGCAGCUUCCAUGGAGCAAAAGGAAUGCCAGGACCCUGCCCAGACAGACGUGGGCCAGCCUCAGCACCAACAGCCAACUCGCAGAUAGCAGAGCCGUCCGCAGGGUUGAACCAUGAUUCCGGUGACAGAGCUCCGCUACUUUGCGGACACGCAGCCAGCGUACCGGAUCCUGAAGCCGUGGUGGGACGUGUUCACCGACUACAUCUCCAUCGUCAUGCUGAUGAUCGCGGUUUUUGGCGGCACGCUGCAGGUCACCCAGGACAAGAUGAUCUGCCUGCCGUGUAAGUGGGUCACCAGGGACUCCUGCAACGACUCAUUCCGGGGCUGGGCGGCCCCCGGCCCAGAGCCCCGCUACCCCAACUCCACCAUCUUGCCGAGCCCCGACGCUGGCCCCACGGGCAUCAAGUAUGACCUGGACAGGCACCAGUACAACUAUGUGGACGCCGUGUGCUACGAGAACCGCCUGCACUGGUUCGCCAAGUACUUCCCCUACCUGGUGCUUCUGCACACACUUAUCUUCCUGGCCUGCAGCAACUUCUGGUUCAAGUUCCCUCGCACCAGCUCGAAGCUGGAGCAUUUUGUGUCCAUCCUGCUCAAGUGCUUCGACUCGCCGUGGACCACGCGAGCCCUGUCGGAGACGGUGGUGGAGGAGAGCGACCCCAAGCCGGCCUUCAGCAAGAUGAACGGCUCCAUGGACAAGAAGUCGUCGACGGUCAGCGAGGACGUGGAGGCCACCGUGCCCAUGCUGCAGCGAACCAAGUCUCGGAUCGAGCAGGGCAUCGUGGACCGCUCGGAGACGGGCGUGCUGGACAAGAAGGAGGGGGAGCAGGCCAAGGCGCUGUUCGAGAAGGUGAAGAAGUUCCGGACCCACGUGGAGGAGGGGGACAUCGUGUACCGUCUCUACAUGCGGCAGACCAUCAUCAAGGUGAUCAAGUUCAUCCUCAUCAUCUGCUACACCGUCUACUACGUGCACAACAUCAAGUUCGACGUGGACUGCACCGUGGACAUCGAGAGCCUGACGGGCUACCGCACGUACCGGUGCGCCCACCCCCUGGCCACGCUCUUCAAGAUCCUGGCGUCCUUCUACAUCAGCCUGGUCAUCUUCUAUGGCCUCAUCUGCAUGUACACGCUCUGGUGGAUGCUCCGGCGCUCCCUCAAGAAGUACUCGUUUGAGUCCAUCCGCGAGGAGAGCAGCUACAGCGACAUCCCCGACGUCAAGAACGACUUUGCCUUCAUGCUGCACCUCAUCGACCAGUACGACCCGCUCUACUCCAAGCGCUUUGCCGUCUUCCUGUCGGAGGUGAGUGAGAACAAGCUGCGGCAGCUGAACCUCAACAACGAGUGGACGCUGGACAAACUGCGGCAGCGGCUCACCAAGAACGCGCAGGACAAGCUGGAGCUGCACCUGUUCAUGCUCAGCGGUAUCCCCGACACCGUGUUCGACCUGGUGGAGCUGGAGGUGCUGAAGCUGGAGCUGAUCCCCGACGUGACCAUCCCGCCCAGCAUCGCGCAGCUCACGGGCCUCAAGGAGCUGUGGCUGUACCACACGGCCGCCAAGAUUGAGGCGCCCGCCCUGGCCUUCCUGCGCGAGAACCUGCGGGCGCUGCACGUCAAGUUCACGGACAUCAAGGAGAUCCCGCUGUGGAUCUACAGCCUGAAGACGCUGGAGGAGCUGCACCUGACGGGCAACCUGAGCGCGGAGAACAACCGCUACAUCGUCAUCGACGGGCUGCGCGAGCUCAAGCGGCUCAAGGUGCUGCGGCUCAAGAGCAACCUGAGCAAGCUGCCGCAGGUGGUCACGGACGUGGGCGCGCACCUGCAGAAGCUGGCCGUCAACAACGAGGGCACCAAGCUCGUCGUCCUCAACAGCCUCAAGAAGAUGGCCAACCUGACAGAGCUGGAGCUGGUCCGCUGCGACCUGGAGCGGAUCCCCCACUCCAUCUUCAGCCUCCACAACCUGCAGGAGAUCGACCUCAAGGACAACAACCUCAAGACCAUCGAGGAGAUCAUCAGCUUCCAGCACCUGCACCGCCUCACCUGCCUUAAGCUGUGGUACAACCACAUCGCCUACAUCCCCGUCCAGAUCGGCAACCUCACCAACCUCGAGCGCCUCUACCUGAACCGCAACAAGAUCGAGAAGAUCCCCACCCAGCUCUUCUACUGCCGCAAGCUGCGCUACCUGGACCUCAGCCACAACAACCUGACCUUCCUCCCCGCUGACAUCGGCCUCCUGCAGAACCUCCAGAACCUGGCCGUCACGGCCAACCGGAUCGAGGCGCUGCCGCCGGAGCUCUUCCAGUGCCGGAAGCUGCGGGCCCUGCACCUGGGCAACAACACCCUGCAGUCACUGCCCUCACGGGUGGGCGAGCUGACCAGCCUGACCCAGAUCGAGCUGCGGGGCAACCGGCUGGAGUGCCUGCCCGUGGAGCUGGGCGAGUGCCCGCUGCUCAAGCGCAGUGGCCUGGUGGUGGAGGAGGACCUGUUCAACACUCUGCCCCCCGAGGUGAAGGAGCGGCUCUGGAGGGCUGACAAGGAGCAGGCCUGAGUGCCCACGGGCGCUGAGCAGAACACGGCCGCCCAGAACAGCCAGCAGCGGGGCCUCUGGGGAGGCCACAGGCCCAGGAGCCCGGGAGCCCCUGCCUGACGCCCAGCUGGGCCUCUCAGUGGGGGCGGGGCAGGAGCCGGGCCCGCAGGACCACCCCUGAGGGGCUGGCCCCCUUCUCCUCGAGACUCAUGCCCCGCGGGGCAGGCGCCUGCGGGGGAGAUCAGAGACCUGUAUGUAGUCCAUCUCUGAGCACAGUAUUUGGACAAUCAGGGCCUCCUCCCUGGAGGCCAUCUCCGCCCCAGAGGCUGAGCUGACACUAGAGGGCCAGGGACACCUACUUAGGUCUUGGUAUUUAUUUUCUCCGCCUCCCACCCCCUCCCUCCAGAUAACUUAAACAUUCCCAAGAAAGUUCAGUUCCAAUGGGGGGGUGUCUGAGGAAGGGUGGGCUGUGUUUCCCUUUUCCUUUUUUUGGUGGUUUCAAAACCAUUUAGGGCCCACCCAGCCUUAGAGCGGUCCAGGGUGAACCAGCUGUGAGACGGUCACCCCAGAGGUGUCAGGCUGGGCUCUGGUGGCACGGCCCCGUGGGAAAGCAGGCCACCAGGUGGAGAGGCCACGCCUGGGGUUUGCCGCAGCAGUUUAGGUUUUUUUUUUUAAGUAAACAAUUUUUUUUAAGCUUUGAAAAUUGAUGGUUUGGGUAU
Messenger RNA from Kogia breviceps (pygmy sperm whale), 3343 nucleotides. RefSeq names its product leucine rich repeat containing 8 VRAC subunit A (gene LRRC8A). The record is from RefSeq and is a predicted model, not a curated record. Lineage: Eukaryota; Metazoa; Chordata; Mammalia; Artiodactyla; Physeteridae. Gene Ontology annotation, molecular function: protein binding.